Drosophila persimilis is the source of this 2266-nucleotide messenger RNA. RefSeq lists its product as uncharacterized. Lineage: Eukaryota; Metazoa; Arthropoda; Insecta; Diptera; Drosophilidae. The transcript has 6 exons. The coding region runs from base 530 to 1585 and encodes 351 amino acids. The record is from RefSeq and is a predicted model, not a curated record.
CAAAAGGGAUAUGAAAAAUGCAAAUAGCCAAAUCGAGUUCAAUGAAAAAUGCUGCUAACCCGAACAUACGAGUACUUGUGUGCGAACAGAUCCACAGGCAAGCGAGUGCCAGUGGCUUGAAGGUGUCCGAGUCCGAGUCCGAAUCGGAACACAAAUGGGACUCACUGGGAGUUUGCUAAUUGUGGCUGACUGGUAAGCUGGUAAACCGAAGAAAGCAACAUCAUAAGCAAACGCAGAAGCAAAAGCAAAAGCACAGGCGAAAAAUGAAAGCGAAAAAUGUAUUAAAUGCUACCGCAAAAUAGAGCAAAAAGUAAAACCAAUCAGAGGGCAAAAAAGGAAAUUGCACAAAAGGGAUGGCGAGGGGAGUUGCCGAAUGUAAAAAUUGAUUUCUGCGGUUUCAGCCAGUGGACAUCGAACAUCGGAUAUUGCUCAUAUAUGACUUAAAAUCACAGUGCUGCGGACACAAACACCAACAAAAUUCACUAAUUAAUCAAUAAAUAAUCACAUUUGUGGACAAAAAGUCAACAGAAUGCCACUGCCGGCGAUUAAACUACGAAGCGUUUUCAUCCUUGCCACUGUCUACAUAGCAACCCUGCCAGGGCUGACUGUGGGGCUGCGCGAUGUCAAUGUUCGCAUCCCAUCGGCCGUUAAGCGCGGCGAUAAUGCGCUCUUAAUCUGCAAUUAUGACAUCGAGAACGAUACGCUGUACACGGUGAAGUGGUACAGAGGCCGCAGGGAGUUCUAUCGCUACACGCCAAAGGAGAAUCCGGCCUGGAAGAUAUUCACGAAAACGAAUGAAAUCGAUGUCGAGACAACUCAAUCGAAUGCCAGCCAUGUGCUGCUGCGAAAUGUCCCCACCUCUAUAUCGGGGAAAUUUGCGUGCGAAGUGUCUGCCGAUGCUCCCACCUUUGACACCUCCAUUGUGGCUGCCGACAUGGAGGUUGUGGAAUUACCAACCCAACGACCGAUUAUAACUGGGAUUCACUCCCGCUAUCGCCUUGGAGACAUUGUCAACGGCAACUGCUCCUCGGACUACUCCAAGCCGGCUGCCAACCUCACCUGGUGGAUCAAUGACAUACAGGUGCCGCCCAAUUACUUGCGCAUCUACGAAAUCCAGCGUCACCUGGCCGAGCACCUGGAGUCGGCUGUUCUGGAAAUCAAUUUCGUGGUGACCGUGCAUCACUUUAUAAAGGGACGCUUGAAGCUUAAGUGUUCGGCCCGUAUACACGAUAUCUAUGCACAGGAGAGCGAGAAAAUGCUUGAGGAAGAUCGUCCGAGGAUUCUGGCCUCCGGUCGCUCCCCGGACAUGAACAUGUACCCCUUCGAUCAGCCCGGGGAUGUGGAUGAGCACAAUGAACUUUUCUUGACGCACAAAAAUGUUGGCUCCUCUGCCGCUGGACUGCGGCUGGCCCUGGUCAACUGGAACUGGAAAUGGAAUCUGAUGCAGGGCAAUCAGCUGCUCACCUUCCUGCUGCUUGCACUUCUGUGGCCGGCCAUCUGGCUAUGUGCCUGGCGACACUUCGGCUUCGUGAACUGGAACCUGUUCUGGCACAGUCGCUGCAACGCGGAUGAGACGAAACGGUGAUGAGUCGGCCACAGUACGAGUCAAGUCACCGGCCACGGCAGGAGAGAUGGACUUCAGGCAGGCCCCAAUGAGUGGGCUGGCCAACGAGGCUUUAGUUUCAGGUUCAUCGAAUUCGGUAGACGGCGAACCCCUUUGGAUCAUCACCGAAACAAUUAUAGAACUCAUAAUAUAUAUAUAUAUACAUAUAUAGCGAAUCGAAUAGCAAAUUACGAAUACAGAGCAGAGGUCCUCAGCAUACCGAAUAUACCUACUCACAUAUACCUAUACCUAUGUUAAGUACGUAACUGUAAAAACCAUACAUUUUCAAAAUGUUGCAUCCUUCAUAACCCCAUAAGUCGUAUGUAUGUAUCCAGUCAAAACCCGGGAGAGGACUACCCGGCGGGGGAAGCCCCCGCUAACCCUACGUCAAGUGUAAAUAACCGUCACAUAAUCACAUGCAUGUACUCUCUAAGCCAGACUUCCAACAAUUGCUUUCCCUCGGUUCGUUAAAGGUCUAAGGAAUCCCUAAUUGGGACUGCGGUUUCUGGGAAAAUCCAUAGUUCUCUUCGCAUCUGUUUCGAAAAGUGUUGGUUUGAAAAACUGUACAACUGUUUAGCCAUAGAGUUAUCUUAAGUGUGAUCCUGAGUUAAAAGUGUGCGAAAGGACUAUUGAACGAAGCCAAAUAAAGUUUCUUUUAUUUGA